AUGAUGCAUAUGACGUUUUACUGGGGGAGGAAGGUGACGCUGUUGUUCGAUUUCUGGAAGACCAGCACAUGGAUGGAGUACGGCUUAACCCUAGCCGCCUGCCUCCUCUUCUCUGUCUUCUACCAGUACGUGGAAGACCGGAGGCUCCGCUUCAAGAAGUUAUCAAUCUCCUCCUCUUCCGUCGCCGCCGCUCCCGGUGCUCCGCCAUCGUCCGUCGAUGAUACUCCUCUUCUGGUCUCCAGCAACCGCGACCAGAAGUCCAAGCUGUUCGGCGCCGGAUUCGGCGGUCGGUGGACCUCGUUAGCCGGAGCCGUGAUGUUCGGGAUCAACUCGGCGAUCGGUUACAUGCUCAUGCUGGCGAUCAUGUCCUUCAACGGCGGCGUUUUUGUGGCUGUCGUCGUCGGCCUCGCCCUUGGCUACCUUUUCUUCCGAUCUUCCGACGAUGACGUGCUCGUCCUCGACAACCCUUGCGCCUGUGCUUAGAGUCUUCAGUUGAUCCGUCUCGUUGGAUUUCGCUGUCGUGCCUGCUUGCUUGCUUCUCUUCUUCUGUUCUUUGUCUCGCGUUCCUCACUGUGGUUGUUACUGUAGUAGUAGUAGUAGUAGUUGUUGUUGUUGUUGUUGUUAAUUAAAUUAAUUGAAAAUAAUCUGAUCAAAACUUUGUAAAACUCGAUGGUGAUCUGAUCUGAGGAUUCCGCUACCUUCUGGCAGUAAUCUGCACAAUUCUAUUUCUAUUUUGUUUUCUC
Diospyros lotus (date-plum) is the source of this 743-nucleotide messenger RNA. Its product is annotated as copper transporter 5.1. Gene Ontology annotation, biological process: intracellular copper ion homeostasis; copper ion transmembrane transport. The transcript has a single exon. The record is from RefSeq and is a predicted model, not a curated record. Gene Ontology annotation, cellular component: plasma membrane. Lineage: Eukaryota; Viridiplantae; Streptophyta; Magnoliopsida; Ericales; Ebenaceae. Bases 1 to 483 code for a protein of 160 amino acids. Gene Ontology annotation, molecular function: copper ion transmembrane transporter activity.